UCUCCACACGAUGGUAGGGUACGCUGCCGCCGCUGUCGCGCUGCGUCCACCUUCCCCAUGGCCAGUCUAGCGCCGCCGUCCACUACCCCAUGGACGCCGCAGCGCCGACAUCCAUCAUCUCCAUCGACGCCGCAGUGCCGCCUUCCACCUCCAUCGUAGCCGCACUAGCGCCACCCCCCACCUCCUCCACGGCUGCACCAGUGCCGCAGUCCACCUCCCCCAUGGCUGCACCAGCGCCGCCAUCCAACUCCUCCACUGCCAGACCAGAGCAGUUGUUCAUCUCCUCCAUGCCCGCCCCAGCGGCGCCGCCGUCUACCUCCACUAUGGCCGUCACCGGCAACGGUCGCAAGAAGCGACCUCGACAUGAAGUCCCAAGGUCUGGCUGCAAGAAGAAUAAGAAGAUUGCUGAUUAUCUGAUUAUCCCCAACAUGCCAAGCUUUUAUUCAGCUGAGUUGAAGAAGCAAGUAAGUUGAACUUCAGUCUUCCUUGAUGACCAUGCUGGGCGCCAGAUAGAUGUUUAGAACAUCCUGAAGAAAUGAGAAAAGUCCAUCUAGGAUGUAGCCUAAUCUGUGUACUGGAAUGCUCUGUCCUGCUCAAACUAUGCAGUGCUAUAGCCUGUAAUGGAGUCUGUGGUAUGUGGAGUACUGGAGUAUGUGGGUAUGUUAUGUAAUUCUCAACAGCUGUACUGUUAUAGCCUGCAACAGUGCAACUGUUCUUUUAUGUAGUGGGUAUGCGGCAACCCACAUAACCUCAUAUAAUUUAUGUGGAAAGCCCUUUUUUUUU
This is a messenger RNA of Triticum dicoccoides, 783 nucleotides long. RefSeq names its product allergen Asp f 7 homolog. The record is from RefSeq and is a predicted model, not a curated record. Bases 90 to 473 code for a protein of 127 amino acids. The transcript is spliced from 2 exons. Lineage: Eukaryota; Viridiplantae; Streptophyta; Magnoliopsida; Poales; Poaceae.